CUUGUGGCGCGCAGCUCCCUCCUCCUUACCCCCCCCUCCCUGUCCGGUCCGGGUUCGCUUGCCUCGUCAGCGUCCGCGUUUUUCCCGGCCCCCCCCAACCCCCCCGGACAGGACCCCCUUGAGCUCGCCCCUCAGCUGCCACCAUGAGCGACCAAGAUCACUCCAUGGAUGAAGUGACAGCCGUGGUGAAGAUUGAAAAAGGUGUUGGUGGCAGUAAUGGGGGUAACGGUAAUGGUGGUGGUGCGGCCUUUUCUCAGGCUCGAAGCAGCAGCACAGGCAGUAGCAGCAGCAGUGGUGGCGGAGGAGGGCAGGAAUCCCAGCCAUCUCCUUUGGCUCUGCUGGCAGCAACCUGCAGCAGAAUUGAGUCACCCAAUGAGAACAGCAACAACUCCCAGGGUCCGAGUCAGUCAGGGGGCACAGGUGAACUUGACCUCACAGCCACACAACUUUCACAGGGUGCCAAUGGCUGGCAGAUCAUCUCUUCCUCCUCUGGGGCUACCCCUACCUCAAAGGAACAGAGUGGCAACAGUACCAAUGGCAGCAAUGGCAGCGAGUCUUCCAAGAAUCGCACAGUCUCUGGUGGGCAGUAUGUUGUGGCUACUACCCCCAACUUACAAAACCAGCAAGUUCUGACAGGUCUACCUGGAGUAAUGCCCAAUAUUCAGUAUCAAGUAAUUCCACAGUUCCAGACUGUUGAUGGGCAGCAGCUGCAGUUUGCUGCCACUGGGGCCCAAGUGCAGCAGGAUGGUUCUGGUCAAAUACAGAUCAUACCGGGUGCAAACCAACAGAUCAUCACAAAUAGAGGAAGUGGGGGCAACAUAAUUGCUGCUAUGCCAAAUCUACUCCAGCAGGCUGUGCCCCUCCAAGGCCUUGCUAAUAAUGUGCUCUCAGGACAGACUCAGUAUGUGACCAAUGUUCCAGUGGCCCUGAAUGGGAACAUCACCUUGUUACCUGUCAACAGCGUUUCUGCAGCUACCUUGACUCCCAGCUCUCAGGCAGUUACCAUCAGCAGUUCUGGAUCCCAGGAGAGCGGCUCACAGCCUGUCACCUCAGGGACUGCCAUCAGUUCUGCCAGCUUGGUGUCAUCACAAGCUAGUUCCAGUUCCUUUUUCACCAAUGCCAAUAGCUACUCAACAACUACUACCACCAGCAACAUGGGAAUUAUGAACUUUACCACCAGCGGAUCAUCAGGGACCAGUUCUCAAGGCCAGACACCCCAAAGGGUUGGUGGGCUACAAGGAUCUGAUUCUCUCAAUAUCCAGCAGAAUCAGGCAUCAGGAAGCUCACUUCAAGCAAGUCAGCAAAAAGAGGGAGAGCAAAGUCAGCAGACACAGCAACAACAAAUUCUUAUUCAGCCUCAGUUAGUUCAAGGGGGACAAGCUCUUCAGGCCCUCCAGGCAGCACCAUUGUCAGGGCAGACCUUCACAACUCAAGCUAUUUCCCAGGAGACCCUCCAGAACCUCCAGCUUCAGGCUGUUCAGAACUCUGGUCCCAUCAUCAUUCGGACACCAACAGUGGGGCCCAAUGGACAGGUCAGUUGGCAGACCCUUCAGCUGCAGAAUCUUCAAGUUCAGAACCCGCAAGCCCAGACAAUCACCUUGGCCCCUAUGCAGGGCGUUUCCUUGGGGCAGACUAGCAGCAGCAAUACCACCCUUACACCCAUUGCCUCAGCUGCCUCCAUUCCUGCUGGCACAGUCACUGUGAAUGCUGCUCAACUUUCCUCCAUGCCAGGCCUCCAGACCAUUAACCUCAGUGCAUUGGGUACUUCAGGGAUCCAGGUGCACCAGCUUCCGGGUCUGCCAUUGGCUAUAGCAAAUGCCCCAGGUGAUCAUGGCACUCAGCUUGGCCUCCAUGGAUCUGGUGGUGAUGGGAUGCAUGAUGAGACAGCAGGUGGAGAAGGAGAGAACAGUCCUGAUCCCCAGCCCCAAGCUGGUCGGAGGACUCGGAGGGAAGCAUGUACAUGCCCCUACUGUAAAGACAGUGAAGGAAGAGGCUCUGGAGAUCCUGGUAAAAAGAAACAGCACAUUUGUCAUAUCCAAGGAUGUGGCAAAGUAUAUGGCAAGACCUCACAUCUCCGGGCACACUUGCGCUGGCAUACAGGAGAGAGACCAUUCAUGUGUAACUGGUCAUACUGUGGGAAACGCUUCACACGUUCAGAUGAGCUUCAGAGACAUAAACGCACACAUACAGGUGAGAAGAAAUUUGCCUGUCCUGAGUGCCCUAAGCGUUUCAUGAGGAGUGAUCACCUGUCAAAGCAUAUCAAGACCCACCAGAACAAAAAGGGAGGCCCAGGGGUCGCCCUGAGUGUGGGCACUUUGCCCCUGGACAGUGGGGCAGGUUCAGAAGGCAGUGGCACCGCCACUCCUUCAGCCCUUAUUACCACCAAUAUGGUAGCCAUGGAGGCCAUCUGUCCCGAGGGUAUUGCCCGUCUUGCCAACAGUGGCAUCAACGUCAUGCAGGUGACAGAGCUGCAGUCCAUUAAUAUCAGUGGCAAUGGUUUCUGAGAUUAGAUACCUAGGGCCAGAGACAUGGGCCAUUACCCACCAAGCCUGGGAUGCAAGAUAGCAUGGGUCCAAGAGACUUGUGGAAGAGCGAGCCAUGAAGCAUUAAUGUUCUUGGUGGAGGGAAGAAUUGAGGGAGGGUACAGGAGAAGAGAUGGGAUUGUGGCACCCAUCUGUCACUGGUGACUCCUUGAAAAUGGAAAAUAUUAGUGAAAGUUGUGUUGGUGCCACCCUUUGAUAAGCAUUUAUUUCAUCCCAGGUUCUUCUUACACUUCUUACCCCAGCCUCCUCUUCCUGCAUUUCCGAACCUCUAAGCUUUCCCAUGAUGGAUCCCACCCCCAAAGCCAUCAUGCCUUGAUAAAUAUGUAUGAUCAUUGAAAUACUUUUUAACAAAAACAGAUUCUAUAUUACAUAUAUAUAUAAAUAAAUAAAUAUAUAGAGAUGCUUUCAUAGGGGUGGCUGGGAGGAGGAAAAUGACCGUUUUCUGACCAAAAAUACCUUGGUCUUUUUUUUUUUUUUAAUAUUGCCUUAUUUCUCAAUGGCUGAGCCUUAUCAUGACACAUCAAGCUUUUCUAUAAAUGUCCUGGCAUCCAACCAGAGUAAGCAUUCAUGUGCUCUGCUUUUAGUUCGUAUAUACAUAUGUGUCUUAAUUUUGUCAUUUUAUAUGGGAUCAGCUCCUUGCGCUCCUUUCCUGACUCAGUCUUUUUUUCUCCCCUUCUCUCACAUGAUCACUUCCUGUGUUGUUUAUGACAGUGAUUUCUGGAUUAGUCACUUCAGUCAAUAUUUUAAAGAGCUUAGUUGGAGCAGCAGAAUGGAAAACCUUGAAGUGCAGGCUGAUGGUUGAAGUAGCUAUGGAGGGAGUGUUCAAAUUACUACUGACGCAGGCACCUUCUUAGUGCUGGAGAGUCAAAACCAUCUCCCUUUGUUAGCUACUGUAAACAUCAGGAGUCAGAAGUCUGUGAAAUUGUCUAAGAGGCCCUUUGAGGGAGAGAAUCUUCGAUUGAUGUGCAUAAACGGUCAAAAAUGGUCAAAUAGUAGGCAGCAGCUUUCAGUAGGAAAAAGAUGUUCUUGUAGUCUCGAUUCAUGGAAUUAUUUGGAUUUCAGUAUCAUUGUCUUCCAAAUAGCUCUAAGCCUUAAUGUAUUGGGCUUCUGAGUUCACACACUGAAAGGAAGUACACUUCCUCUUUUAAAUAUUUCUGUAGUUCCUUCCUGUUAGUGUUUUCAUGUUAAGAAGCAUCAGCCAGUGAAUCUGUUCUAACUUUUAAUUCUGUAGAAUGCAAAACUUGUGCCAGUGGCAAGAGUAGUUCUUUAAAAUAAUCUCCCCCUUAAUUCUGUAUGUAGUUGGGUGGUUCCUAAGGGUAAAGGAAACACACAAUCAUGGGAACGAUAGCCCAGAACAAAGGGAAAUCUUGUCUUACCACUGGGAAUUAUAGGAGAGAUUGGGAGAAAUUAUCCUGCUUUAUCCAUGGCCUGAUUCCAGAAGAGACUGAUCCAAAAAUUAUAACGGCAGGGAAACUCAGUGCAUUUGAUGCUGAGGCUUAAAUGCAACCAGAAUUGUCCUCAAGGCCCAGCCAUUAAAGAAAGCAUUGUCUCUCUUGACCUUCUGGUAUCUUGUCAGAGAGCCUUUCACUGUGAGGUAGUAUGGAAGUGGUGUGUGUGUGAGGUUGGGGAUAGAUUUUCUAUUAGCCAAUAUUUAAAGAGAUCUGCAAUAAAAAAAUUACCCUGAUCUGAUAGAGAAAGUAAACUUUGUGUAUGACUGCGUGAGAGUGGGUGUUUGUGCCUGUAUAUAUCUACGUGCAGAUGAGAACUUAUAUUUGAAAUUGUUGGAAAAUAAAUUCAGAUUAAAAUGCUUUUCAGGCCCGUUACCAAGAAGUUGGUUAAAAAACUUGGGUAUGUUCCUGAGGUCAGUUCUCUGCUUAUGCUAAAUCAGUUACAAUUAUGAAUGGGGUGGGGGGAUAUCCUAGUGCACUUUCUAAAGAAGAAAUUAUUUUUGUGUUUGAAAAUGAAAUCAACAUCCAAAUCUAUAGUGGACUCUUUGUUCUAAACUCUCUAUCUUGACUACAAAUAGAUUAUACUAUUAUACAUUUUAUGUGAAUUCCAUCGAAAGUAGAUUCUUGCUAAGUUUGUGGUGGUGAUAGUCUGAAUUACAAGAGCCGUUGACCCUCUAACAUCAGUCUAUUCUAUUUGGUCCUUCCUGUGCAAACUAAGACUCUUAUCAAGACUCAGGAAAUAUUUCAAGGCCUUUUCCAGAUCACAGAUCACGUGGUGAUUCAAAAGGUAUCCGUCCUCAGUCACCAUGACACCUUUUAUUCCCACAGAAAAGCAGACCUCAAACCUUGUUGUUUUAUGUCUAAUAAUCAUGUACUAUGGCAUCUCUGGAGGAAGAGGCAGCAUAACUCACUGGAGUGUGCAGUAUUUUGCUAGAUCUUUUCAAGGAAUAGAAUCUUCUUCAGUAUGAAGUGAUGACGAUAAGCUGACUUAAUGAUGCCAAGGACUGUAAGCCUUUAAAUAAGUUGUUUGACGGUGUUUUCUCUUUUGGAUGGUUUAUCCUCAACAUCUGCUUUAUUAACAUUACCAUGAAUUAAUUUACAUCAGAUCCUUUCUGCUUUUCCUAUUUCGUUCUCCAGUGUCUUAUUUGACUCUUAAAUGGAAACAGUUUCUGCUUCUGUUUUCCUAUGAUCCACUUGGCCUUUUUCACAGAGACUACAUUCCUCCAGUCCAGGUCUCAUUACUGAAAAAUAACCUUUCCCUAAAUUUUUGGCCAUUGGAAUUUAACAUAAUUAACCUGCAUAUUGAUUCUGAAAUUUAUUGUUAGGGAUUUUUUUUGUUUGUCUGUUGUUGCUGUUGUGUGUGUGUGGUUUUUUUUGUUUUUGUUUUUUUUGUUUUUUUUGUUUUUUUUUUUUAAAGACAGGGUUUUAUUCUGUAGCCCAGGCUACUCUGGAACUUGCUAUGUAACUCAGACUGGCCUUGAACUUUGGAUAGUUUUUCUGCUCCUAAGUGCUAUGAUUACAGGUAUAUGUCACCAUGUCCAACCUUCCUGAUCUUUUACUUAUUUUUUUUUUUAAUGACUCUGCUUUGCUGGUGGUGGGUGACCUUAAAUUUAGUAAUCUUGUUAGGUCUGUCUGUAUAACCUUGACUGGUCUGAAUUCAUGAUUAGUCCAUAACUAUGAAACCCACCACCUCUGCCUUUCAAGUGCUGGGGUUCCAGAUGAUAUAUGCCACCAUGCUCAGCUGAAACAGUAAUCUUAAUGCAUUCAUCCCCUUGUCCUGGGUUGCCCAUUCAUAUCAUCUACAUACUAUUUGACUGUGCCACCUUUUUCCUAGAAAGGACCAACCCGCCCUCUUCCUUUGGGGACCUCCCAACAGGCACUCUUUUUGAGGUGCUAUUCAAAAUGCAAUAUGACUAUUUCUCAGUCUGGUUUCAGAAUAAAUAGAACCUUUGAUCUCAGAAAGUAUAGACUGAAGUAUGGGGUGAAGGUGUUAUAAUUUGGGGAGGGUUGGAGACUAAAGCUGUAAAUUACUAUGGCUGAUUUUUAUUUCUACUAUAUACAUAUAUAUUUUUUGCUUUUAUAUAUCUAUAUAGAAAACUAAGCAUUGUAUUUUUUUAACAAAUCUGAGAAAGCACUAUGAACUGCAGGUGUCUGACUUUCAGGAUAUAUUUUGUAUUGUUAAUACUUCACAGUAUGUGAAUACUGGAAGCUGCAGAUCUUUGUUAGGCCGCAAUAAAUUUGGAUACUUUUUGAGGGUUUCUUUUGGGGGUGCUAACCAGGCCUCUGUUAUACUUUGAGGGAGCCCUGGUGCUACAUGAUUGAAGUUUUGAUUCAGUUUUAAUUGCCCUAGUGCCUUUGGACCUUGGGAUCAGAUCAGAAGUGCUUCAGAGAUCAGGUGCCAAGGAGAGGACAGUGAAGCUGCCUCGGUUGAGCGUCUUUGCAUAGUUUUGCUUUCCCUCUGCCAAGUUGGGUAACCUCUUGGGGUUAGAAAGAGAAAUGUUUGAAAUCUCAGAGUUUCAACUUCUCUUAGAAGAGCCAGUAACUUACAAGGAUAACGAACGGCAGCAGCAGUUGCUUUGGGAAGAGGAGGGUAUGGCACUUUUCCAACCCCGGAAAACAUUGCUUUGAAAGCUGCUGAUAAAACAUGGGCAGGUUAUUACUUUGGUGUGGAAGACUGUUCUCUGUAGAGCCUCUCUUGGCUCUGUUCCGGGGAUCCAGAUCUCAUCUAGGAGGAUGGGUAGCCCAGCUUUGAGGUUGACCUGUUUCUUUUCUGUGUCUGUCUUCCUGAAACACCGUUCCGCAGAAAGACAUUAAGCAGCCUUUAGCUGAAAUUCCUACUCCCUCUUCCAGAUUUGACUCACGUGCUGUAGAUGGAAGACUGGGAAGGGAGAAAAGGGGCAAUCCUUGGCUCCCUUCCUUCCCUGAGUCAUCACUGCUCUGACUUUACAAACCCAAAAGGAUUUCUCCACAGCACUCACUGGAGAAAGUGAAGUAUUUUUCUCAUCUUCCCCAUCUUUAUCAAACAGCCCAACCUUCCUUUUCUUGGCUAAGAAAGUACAGGGACUCAUCUGUCCUAAAGCUCAUGGGGACUGAACAUGACUCCUUAGCUAGGGCUGCAGGUGAAGACGACUGUUGGCACAUCCAUUUGAUGUGCUUUCUAUUUCUUGCCUUCAGGAAUCACACUGUGCCUUUUCCACUAGGGAAUUGAUUCUGUUUACCUAGCUUUUCCAGUAACUGCUCUUGAAAAAUGUGGAUAGUAGCAGUUUUUCAUAUUUCUUAUGAUUCUUUUCUCCUAGUAACAUCCUAAUAGCCCUUACUUAGCUAAAGACUAGGCAUGAAGUCUGAAGAGAAUAUGCUGAUACUGAUCUAAGGAAACCAAAGGCAGCUGUCCUAGGGCCUGCUUCCCUCUCCCGAGUCUGUCAUCCCAGGACAGAGGAGUAGUGCUCUAAUUUGGUGCCUAAAACAAGUUUAUCUUUCUUAGUGCUGGCAAUAACCAGUCUUCAUACCACUGUUGCCUUUAAACCUCAAGCUAUGUUUGUUGUGGGUUCCAGUCCAGUUAUCACCAGGGCUGUGUGGGUAAAUACUUCUAAGCAGUCACUCCCCUUGUUCUCUACCCUCACUCUUGUGUGUGUAUGAUGCUAAUAUCUUGUCUUCCUGCUCCUUUUGUAUCUUCCUUGUCUCUCUCCCCCUAACUUUGUCCCUGGGUGUUUUGGGGAUCUCAAUAUCUCUUUCUCUAUAUCUCUAUUUCAAUCUCUCCGCCUUUUGUACAAAGAUUAGUUUCAAUGUAGUCUGUAGCUCCUUUGUAAACCAAUUAAAAUUUUUUUAAUAAAUCAUGUCUCUGGUGUAUUGAGAGGGUUGGGAAUGGGGACUAUGUGAUAACUUCCUAUUUUGAA
Microtus ochrogaster (prairie vole) is the source of this 7884-nucleotide messenger RNA. RefSeq names its product Sp1 transcription factor (gene Sp1). Gene Ontology annotation, biological process: regulation of transcription by RNA polymerase II. The record is from RefSeq and is a predicted model, not a curated record. The transcript is spliced from 6 exons. Gene Ontology annotation, molecular function: DNA-binding transcription factor activity, RNA polymerase II-specific; RNA polymerase II cis-regulatory region sequence-specific DNA binding. NCBI's taxonomy places the organism in Eukaryota, Metazoa, Chordata, Mammalia, Rodentia, Cricetidae. Bases 144 to 2504 code for a protein of 786 amino acids.